This is a messenger RNA of Nicotiana tabacum (common tobacco), 459 nucleotides long. The record is from RefSeq and is a predicted model, not a curated record. Lineage: Eukaryota; Viridiplantae; Streptophyta; Magnoliopsida; Solanales; Solanaceae.
AUGAAAGGAAGACACCGAGGAUUUAUCAACGUACCGAUUCUGAAGAAAAGCAAGGGGGAUUCGGAGGCAAUUAAUGGAUCGAAGAUAAAAAGCGAUCAAUCUGCUUCACAGGUGGACAUUCCAAGAGAGCCUCAAAAGAGUAAUUUACCCAAAGUAUUAUUCGCGGAAUGGCUUUCGUUAGAUCGAUUUAAUGGGCAAGACUUUCAAAACUCACGCAACUUUGAUCCUUCCAAUAAUAACUUUGGCUAUAAUAAUUCAGAGUUGCAAGACAAAUUCAUGCACAAUUUGCCAAUGAAUGGCAUCGGCUAUGUGAAUGGCAUAAAUCAAGAAGUUAACAGUGGGAUAGUAGAUGAUAUUUUUCAACCCCAACUCCAGUUUGAGGAAUCUAUCUCUGCAAAUGGAUUUGAGGAAUUUAUGUCGGGGGAAUUCAGCAUAAAAGAUGAUGUGAUGUACAUAUGA